Messenger RNA from Pogonomyrmex barbatus (red harvester ant), 6520 nucleotides. It is a transcript of the gene plx, whose product is annotated as PTB_TBC1D1_like and TBC domain-containing protein plx. The record is from RefSeq and is a predicted model, not a curated record. Lineage: Eukaryota; Metazoa; Arthropoda; Insecta; Hymenoptera; Formicidae.
AGCAAAAUUAUUUUUUCCAUGAAGUGUUUUUAAAUUUGCUGCUUCUAAAAUACGCUUCACGGGGUGACCUUUCACACUUUCUCGGCACAUUUCGAAUCAUUACGCGAUUACAAUCAGCAAAUUAUAUAUUUUUUUCACAUCGUACUCGCUGAUUGUAUGAAAUUACGAAACGAGAUAUUUGAUCUUUACUCAUUUGCGAGAGAAAUAAUAUUUGUUACCUCGUAACCAAAGGGUCGAAAUGGAGCGCCUGGUAUUUCGGAAAGCGGAAAGCGAGUGCUCCUCGCUCCGAAAAUCGUAAUUGCCGGCCGACCCCGCCUUCUAAUGCGGGAUAAUAUCGUGGUAACUACGCCGCUGUUUUCACGUUUGAGGAAUAUUGGGCGUGCUAAACAGGGACCAUGCAUUACCUGACAAGCACGCAACCACCACAGUUCGAGUGGUUCAUUCGUCCCGUGGUGCGUCGCGGUGCUCCAAUACGUCAGUCUAUGUUUGCUCGGCCGUCAGCGAAGACGACGACGAGCGACGAGCAGCGCGAGCUGCGAAAAACACGUUUUGCAAGUGCCGCGAGAAAACAAGAUCGGUCCUCCGGAUCGCGAGGAGAAUUAUUCGCUCUCGAGAAUUUAACCCGGCGGUGCGCCGAAACGCACCGGUGGCGGCGGGGUGUUGGGAAAAAUAUCGACCGUGAUGUGGUGAUGUUUUGAAAUUUUAUCGUUAAGGUAUUUCCAUCCGGGAAUAAAUUCCUUCGACGGGAGAAACUCUCCUGCUAUCUGUUGACUGUCAAUAUUACGAUUUGAUUGUGUUAAAUGCGCAUUGACAGGCUAAAAAUAAUCGCAAGGCCAGGCCGCGUUGCUUUGCUUUCCAAUUUGCCUUUGAAUUCGAGCCUUGUGUCUCGCGCGUGUCUCGAGACACGCGGGAAAAUGCGUAACUUGGCAAGAAGAGAAUUUUGAAAGUUCUCUCAAUUUAAGUUUCUCGAUAAUUAAAAAUCUGGCUUUCGCACGGCCGUGCAUUUACGUAUUCUCGUACAGAUCGAUUAACAUCGAUCGUUUCGCGAAAGCGCUUCACACUGGACAUUCUCCGGUACUUUUCAAAUUACUUCGCUUCUAGAAGAAAUACUCUCGGCUAUCAAAAGCAUUUGGGCAUUUAUCUUGCGGGAAAACAAUUUUUUUUCGACGGAGGGGAAAAAAACUUUAGGGAAGAACAAUUGUACUCGGAGUAAAAUUAAUGGGGAGGAGUUAUCGGUUCGGAAUAAAAACGACUCGCUUCCAGUCGCGGUCAAUGACGUUUCGACAGCCAGCCGAAGAUCAUGUUGUUUUACACUUGUUGAACAAACAGGUAGCAGACAAAGGAGGAGGUGUAAUAAGGUGUGCAAGUUUAUUCCGUAUAUGACGCCGGUAGACUAAGCUUCAACCCUACUACGUGCGAAGGAUCAAAAGUCAAGAUGAUAACGGUACCGAUAUCAGCUUCCAGCCCCUACAGGUCUUACAGCGACGGCAGCAAGGUUGCCAAAGAGCCCUUGAUGAUGGCGUCGAAAGAUCAUCCCUCGUCAAAUGCGCAAAUUUGUAAAGACACCUUGAAAGACAUGAAGGAGCAUUCGGCAACUCAACGAAUGGAGAGAGAUAAGGACUUGCCACAGCGGUCGCAAAGCAACGCGGCUAGCUUAACAUCUAUAGCCGAUAUAUCUCCGAGUUCUUCCCAAUUCUUCGAAGUAUUCUACGUUGGCAAAAUCAAAGUGUCGCAUCCGAAAUUACCGGAAUCCUUCAUUGACGACGCACUGAUAAAAUUCCGCGUUCAUGGACUCGAAAAAUCGAGAUCUUCAACAAGUAACCUUCUCUCAGAUUGCCAACGAUUGAAACGUCAAGCUUUGAUGUCUUCCUUUAAUAGGAGAAAUAGUACGGAAUCUACCGCCAGUGAAUCAGGCAGUAUCGAGAAUGUCUCGGGAAACAGUAUAAUUCCAAGCGUGAAUCCGCUUGGAAUCCCGCCAGUUUUAAGCAGUUCUGUCGAGACUUUUCCAAGAACAAGCAUCAAUCAGGCAGAAAACGAUGGCCGUGAUGGGAAUCGGACGUCCGAAUCUUCCGCUAAUUCUAAUAUUACCGUACCUGAAAUAAUGCGAAAUCGCGCGGCAUCUACUGGCAGUGUUUUAAGUGGUAGAAGAGAUUCUGCUAUUAAAGGAACCGAUGAUCACAAUCGUACUAUGGUUUUUCAAGUAGGACGAUUUGAUUUGAGGUUGAUUAGUCCUGAUAGAAAGCAAGUCCUUCUGCAUAAACAAUUAAGAGACGUAACAAAUUGCGUGCAGGGUACGAAAAAUCCCGAGCACUUUGGUUUUAUUUGCAAAGAAUCAGAAUAUUUUAUCGGAUAUGUCUUCAAAUGUCAAUCUGGAUCAGUCGCGGAUGACCUUGUUGCAGCAAUUAGUCAAGCUUUUCUUACGACUUGCGAUAUUGCAAGAAAAGAGAGAUAUUCUGUAUUUUCUUGCGAACAUUGUCCUAUGUACUGGUAUAAUAAAUUAUGCCAAGAAAUUGAAGGACAAAAUGAUAAAAAAGUGCAAAGCAUUAUUUCCCGUAUGGAAUUAUUGCCGGAGGACGAGCAGGAGAUCGUGGUAAGCAAAUAUAAAGGUGCCGAGGCUGCAGGCAACAUUGGUGCAAGUUCCUCGAGUUUACGAGAGCAAAAUCAAUUCUUAAUGCGACUAUUGCGUGCUCAUUGCGAAUCAAAACAAGCUAGACACGUACAUGAUACGGCUGAAAAUAGGAGUGAAUUUCUCAAUCAAUAUCUAAGUGUCGGCGUAGGUAGCACGAUAUUCAUGAAAGCAAAACGCUCUCUUACGAAUAGUUUCGACAAUCUUAUGAAGAGAAAAGGUUCGCGUGAUGAUUUUGGUUUAGGCCCGCAAUUGAGGGAUACAAAUCAUCUGAAUGCAGUAGUACAAAAGAAUGAUAGUCAGAGUCCAGAUAACUCGCGACAGUCAUCUAUACUGGAUAUUUCACCGGAAUCGAGUAGACCAAGAUCAUUACGUGUUUCGCCUGAACAACAAAUAGGUGUAAAUAACGGACCAAAGAGUUCCAUGAUGGAUAUCUUUUUAAAAGUUGGUAAUUCACCGAAAACAUCCCCAACGGACAUUGAUGGAAGUAGCACAAUACAAGCCAAUAGUUCUUGGCGACAAACAAUACUAAACAGAGUUGUAACACCGAACAAAGAUAAUGCUAGAGAAAUUGAAAAAAUUAAUAUUCUCAAAAGUUCGGAAACGUCCGUAAAACGUAGAUCAAAACAAGAAUUACGAGACUUGUGGAAGAAAGCGAUUAAUCAACAAUUGAUACUUAUAAGAAUGGAAAAAGAAAACGCGAAACUUAGAGAACGUCAAGAGGAGGCAACGGUAAAAAGAAUCAAGCUUGAAUAUGACGAGCUUAGUAGUUGCGCGCGUGAAGUAGUAGAAGUCUGGGAUCUUCUUGUUAGCAAGGAAUCUCGGGUUUCUACCAAAUGUGAUAAUCAAAUGCUUUUACAUGCUAUCAAGCAAGGUGUACCAAAAGGAAAAAGAGGGGAAGUUUGGCAAUUUUUAGCCGAGCAAUUUUGCUUAAAACAACCGCCUAUAGACACUCAAGAGUUUCCAAAUUAUAAUACACCCUAUGAACUUCUCCUGAAGCAACUUACAUCUCAACAACAUGCUAUCCUUAUUGACUUGGGGAGAACGUUCCCGAGUCAUCCAUAUUUUAGUUCACCAUUGGGACCUGGUCAAUUAGCACUUUUCAAUUUAUUGAAGGCCUAUUCUUUGCUAGAUCAUGAGGUCGGUUAUUGUCAAGGCCUUAGUUUCGUUGCUGGAGUCCUUUUAUUGCAUAUGGCGGAGGAUCAAGCUUUUUUCUUAUUACGACAUCUAAUGUUUCGCCGAGGACUUAGAAAAUUGUAUUUGCCAGAUAUGGCAGCAUUGCAAUUGCACUUAUAUCAACUUUCUAGGCUAUUACACGAUCGCUUACCAGCUAUUUAUAAUCACUUUGACAAACAUGAAGUUUCGCCUACUUUAUAUGCCGCUCCAUGGUUAUUAACAUUGUUUUCCAGCCAGUUUUCUUUAGGUUUUGUAACCAGAGUUUUUGAUUUGCUUUUUCUGGAAAGCUCCGAAGUUCUCUUCCGUGUAUCAGUUGCAUUAUUGGAAGAACAUCAAGAUCAAUUAUUAUGUUGCGACAGCUUUGAGGAAAUUAUGGAAUACCUCAAGACACGUGUGCCAGCGAUAGACAAGCAAAGUUUAGAUCGCAUAAUGAAACGUGUAUUUUAUCCUGAUUUGGAAAUCACAAAGCAAUUAAACGAAUAUAGAGUGGAAUAUCAAGUACUUCAAGAAGAAAUGAUAUCGGUAAAGCCACAAAUGGAAAAUUUGGAGAAAUUUAAAUUUAGAAAUAAACAACUUACACAAGAAAUUGCACAACUUAGCGAACAACUAGAGAUUACCAUGAGUAACUUGCACAGGCUCGAAACAGCACGAUCAAUGCAACAAGCGACUAUUCACAAACUUGAGUCUCAAAAUCGUAGUCUUGAAGUAACAGUGGCCACGUUAGGUGCGUUUAUUCAGCAAUUAGCAGAUACACGUGCUGAUAUCGAAAUCCCGGGCGAAGUUCGUAGGAUACUCGCACAAUUGAGUAUGGUCGAGAAACGACGAAGUGCUGGUACUAAAUCAUAUCCUUUAAAAGUCAUUGAAGAUAACAAAUACGGGAUGAUAAAAAGUAACUCAACCGGAAGAGAAUCUCAAAAUCUUUUAAGGAAUAAUAGUAUGGAUACACCAUAUCCUUUGAAAUCAACUAUGAGCCAACCCAAUUUAGCAACGAAAUUAGAAAAAGUCUCUUCAUUCUUUUUAAAUUCGCACAAUCACAUACAGAAGCAACGUGCGCAGUUAGCAGCUCUUAGAAACGAAUAUUCUGAACAAGCGAUACGAGGCAACAACGAUGAAAAUGAUCCCAAAACAGUCAAUAUCGACAUUCAAAUUACUGACACUAUGAAUCUGGCAAACAAUCCGGUUCCUCAGAACGAGAAUAAUUUAAAAGUUCCAGCUAUCAAUUUAGAAAAAUCGAUAUCGUUACCAUUGAAACUUAAGUUGAAAUCAUCAAAAUCAGCAUAUGAAUUAGGUUCUAUAAAAAAGGUUCCCACUAGCAAACUCGAAGUUACAACCAAUGAUUCGUUAACAAAUUUGACAGGAACCAUACAUCCACUUGAUACUUGUAGUGAUGUAAAUUUUCGAUUUAGCGGAACUACGAAAUUAAAAUCCAUCAAACCUAUCAAAUCUAGUCAAAGUUGUCAAGAAGAUAAUAGUAACAAACAAAAAUCCGACCAAAACUCCGAUUCUUUAAAUAGAUAACAAUUACUUUCAAAUACAUCUUCAAAGAGCAUCUUGUCGAAGAAAAUGUUCAUAAAAAAUAUAUACUUAAAACGAUACUGGUGAUGAGUAGCUUAAAGAUUCAUCUUUAUAUUUAUUUUCCUGCUUCUAAGCGAAUUUAAGAAAAAUGAUUAAUUUAUAUAAUUAUGAAGAAAAAAAUUUUUUCCUAUUCUUUAGAUCUGAUAAUUAACUAUAACUUAUAUAAAAAGUUAUAUUAAAAUAGUAUAGAAUUAUAUAUAUUUGGAAAGUUUAUGUGCAGAUAAAUAGUGAAUGGAAAAUCCAAUUUUUAAAUAAAAGUAUAUACUAAAAGCAUUCAAAAAAUGUAAAUAUCAGGUACUAAAAAGACAUGCAACCAGUUUCAGAUUGCCAAAGGAAGUGCCAAACUUUCUCUGUAUUAAAACACAUUUUAUAGUAAAAUAAAAGUGAUUUUAAUUACAUAGAGACAAGUACGUAUGUAUAUAGAUUAUAUUGCGUAUAUAUACGCACGCAUAGCUACAGUUGUGUCGUUAAAAAAAAUACAUAUUGGUAAAAACGUUAAUGUAUAGAUUACGAUGCACUGUCAGAUUCAAAGAACUAAGUAUUAUUAGUACAACCAAGUACUAUUUUUGCACAAACAAGCCUUGUGAUAUCAGGGAUAGUUAACAUUAUAUUAUAUAUGCAUGUAUACUCACUGUUCUUUAUAGUAAAGUUUUACCAUCGUUGAUAUAUGCGAAAGUAGUAUUAGGCAUAUUUAACAUUCAUAUCAAAUGUGUUGUAAAUUAGCGGAUAGUACUCAAUUCCUAUAAAAAUUAUCCAAAACUUUGUGACAUUUUGAUAGAUAUUAAUGUAAUAAUGAUAUUAAUGAAAUAGAAGUAUUCGUAAAAAAAACGAUGAAAUUAUAUUUUGUAGUAUUCGAGUCUCUGUAAUAUUUUAUCAACUAUAGUGAAUAUUUGUAACUGUAGUGACAUAUUGUUUGUAACAAAAUAAUGCAAAUAUAUAUCAUAUAUGACAAAAAUAAAAAUAUUCUAUAUGUAAUCGUUUAUUAUUAUCAUAGAUGUAAAUAGAUCAUAAUUUUCAUAUUAAUGUUGCGGAUUAAAAAAACUUAACUGAUUUUUCUAUUAACAUGCUAAUCUUAUUGCGAUAGUAAUUACGAGUAAUGCUUGUGAAAGCAGGUAGUAAAAUAGUUCCUAAUAUCUAAAAAAA